AUGAACUGCUGGAUGACAUCAAUCUCGAUGACAUCGAAGCAGCUCUCCGGGAGGCGCACGCGCAAGAGGCAAUGCAACCUCCAGCCACGCGACCACCUCGCUACAGACCCAAUGGGAGUGUUAGCCGACUACGCUGAGGCCAAGGAGCGAACUCGGCUGCGUCGUCAGGCGAACGCCGAAGCACACCGACUCCAGAUGAAGGACAAGGCUAUAACGGUCAAGCCAUCGAACAGUCGCGCUGACGAAGACGAGGAGAAAGACGACUCUGAUGACGACAAGAAGCCCAAAGAAGUGAGUGCCAAACCGCACUGCUUCCGUUACGACUUGGACCCAGAUGACCCAGAGUUCAUCCGUUUGUACAGGGAGAGGAGAAUGCAAGAGCUGCUUGCCAGCCAGAGGAAAACGUUUGGUUUCUUCAAGAGCAUCACAGCCAGUCAGUUCUCAGAUGAGAUCGACCGUGAGGUGGAAUCAGGCGCUUUCGUGGUCAUCCACCUCCAUCAGAAGUAUUUGGCAAUGUCGGUGCGCAUGAACUACGUGCUGCAAAAGCUUGCACAAAAGUUCCUCUACGUCAAGUUUCUUAGGAUCAUUGCCACCGACGCCGAUGCCCAGUAUGACGACUACGCCUUGCCCACACUUCUCAUCUACAAGAAUGGGGAUUUGGUCACAUCUCUGAUACGAGUCACUGAUGAACUACCGGACAACUGGGACCAGGACGAUGUCGAAGUGCUGAUGGCCAAGUAUGGAGUCCUGCACUCGAAGAUUGUCGCUACAAGCAAUCGCUCCGAUGCUGCAUCUUCUGACUAG
Acanthamoeba castellanii str. Neff is the source of this 804-nucleotide messenger RNA. Its product is annotated as phosducin, putative. Gene Ontology annotation, biological process: regulation of G protein-coupled receptor signaling pathway. NCBI's taxonomy places the organism in Eukaryota, Discosea, Longamoebia, Acanthamoebidae. The transcript is spliced from 9 exons. The coding region runs from base 1 to 804 and encodes 267 amino acids. The record is from RefSeq and is a predicted model, not a curated record.